This is a messenger RNA of Cyprinus carpio (common carp), 1594 nucleotides long. RefSeq names its product P2Y purinoceptor 1-like. Gene Ontology annotation, biological process: phospholipase C-activating G protein-coupled receptor signaling pathway; relaxation of muscle; platelet activation. The record is from RefSeq and is a predicted model, not a curated record. Gene Ontology annotation, molecular function: G protein-coupled ATP receptor activity; ATP binding; G protein-coupled ADP receptor activity. Gene Ontology annotation, cellular component: plasma membrane. Lineage: Eukaryota; Metazoa; Chordata; Actinopteri; Cypriniformes; Cyprinidae.
AUUACAGCGCUCAUUAUCUGCCACUCCUUCACACAAGCAAAACAGACUGACGCGCGCUUGCGAUUCGCGAUUCACCUUUGCGAGUCGACUCGCUCGAGCGGUGCGCUUCAUUGAUUCGGUUCUUUGAGAAGAAUUCACUCCUCGCACAGUGAUUCACUCGCAGCUGCGAAUCGGUUCAUGUGAAUCAUUGAGGAAUUCAGACAGAGUCGGUGUGGCUCGCGGCAGAGUGAGUCUCGUGUGUUCGCCGGUGUCGCUUCUGUCCGCGAUCUGUCCCGAAGCAGACAUCCCUGUGAUCUGAUCCUGCGCUGGAGGAACGCGGGAUGAGCGAGCGUCUCUCUGAUCGCAGACCUGCUGAUUCUUGACAUCAUGACGGAGGAGUUCAGUAACCUGACGGCGCUCAUGAAUAACAUGAGUGAGUUUUCCAACCACACGGCGAGAUGCUCGUUAACCAAGACCGGCUUUCAGUUUUACUAUCUCCCCAUCGUCUACAUCAUCGUCUUCAUCGCAGGCUUCAUCGGAAACAGAGUGGCCAUAUGGAUGUUCGUGUGCCACAUGAGGCCCUGGAGCAGCAUCUCCGUCUACAUGUUCAACCUGGCGCUGGCCGAUUUUUGUUACGUGCUCUCGCUACCGUUCCUCAUCUUCUACUACUUCAACAAAACAGACUGGAUUUUUGGAGACGUCUUAUGCAGACUGCAGAGGUUCAUCUUCCAUGUGAAUCUCUACGGAAGCAUCCUGUUCCUCACGUGCAUCAGCGCGCACAGAUACUCCGGCGUCGUGCAUCCGCUCAAAUCGCUCGGGAGGCUGAAAAAGAAGAACGCCGUUCGCACCGUCGCGCUCGUCUGGUUCGUAGUCGUGGUCGGCAUCUCUCCCAUCCUUUACUACUCACGGACCGGCCCUAAGAAGGGGUUAACGACAUGCCACCACAACACGACCGAAGACGAGCUGCCUGGAUACUUCAUCUACAGCAUGUGCAUGACGGUGUUCGGCUUCUGCAUCCCGUUCAUCAUCAUCUUCAGCUGCUACGGCGGCAUCGUCAAAGCCCUCAUCUGCAACGACAUGGACAACGCACCGCUGAGGAAGAAGUCCAUAUACCUGGUCAUCAUCGUGCUCACGGUGUUCGCCGUCUCCUACCUGCCCUUCCACGUCAUGAAGAACCUGAACAUGCGAGCGAGACUGUACUUCCAGAGCCCGGAUAUGUGUGCCUUCAACGACCGCGUGUACGCCACCUACCAGGUGACCCGCGGCCUGGCCAGCCUCAACAGCUGCGUGGAUCCUAUCCUGUACUUUCUGGCCGGAGACACUUUCAGACGCAAGCUGUCCAGAGCCACCAAGAAGUCCUCCAGGAAAGGAGACCACCCCCUGCAGUCCAAGAGCGAGGAGACGGCACUGAGCAGCCUGCCGGAGAGCGUCCAGAAUGGGGACAACCGAGACUGACCUUCCCUUUGCUUCCGAUGCGUUAUAGAUGAACUCUACCAGGCAAACGUUUCUGAACAGUACGCUUUUAAUGUUUCUUAAAGAGGUCUCUUCUGCUCACUGAGCCUGCAUUUUUAUUUGAUCCAAAAUACAGCAAAAGCUGUAAAAUUUUGAAAUGUUU